UAUUGAAAUAGAUACACACAUCUACAAUAAAAAAAUAUGCGCCGGCCAAAAAUAUCCUUAAAAAAGUAUUUCUAUUUUACAUUAAUCUGUGCGCUUCUAUUAAUAUUCGGAAUCAAUUUGAGAGAGCGUGAAAUAUGGAAAGACAAAUUAUCACAAGAUCAACCUUUACAACAAUCAUUGCAACAAAUUACAAAAGCAAGCCAUCAAAAUGCAAAAGAUUUAUUGAAAGAUGUUUCGGAAAAUGAAUUGAAUAAUUCUGAUGGGCGUACAGAAAAUCGAGGAAACCCUUACAGAACAACAACAACGCAACAUGUUCAAAAACAGCAUUACAAAUCUGAGGCACCUAACAGUGAGCAACAACAAAACUAUUUGCCUUCCAAUUUAGAACCAACAUCAAAGCCAUGGUUCUUUAGAAACGGUGAUUACUAUCCUAAAACGGUACAAGCAUCGAAGCUCUUCCCACAUCAGGAUCCAUAUAGCGAUCGUAUUGUUAAUCAGUUAAUGUUUGUACCACCGAACUAUGAAGAAUUUCGACAAAGUGGUAAACUCAAAUCAAUAUUAUUAUACAAUGGAUUAGGUCCUUGGAAUGUUAAACAGGGUCGCGAUGUCUUCCUGCGGUCAAUGUGUCCAAUUGAUACUUGUGAGAUAACAGCACACCGCGAACGAACUCAAACUGCUGAUAUGAUUUUGUAUAAAGAUCAUUACAUACCCACAGGUUUGCGUAGAUCGGCUAAUUCUAAACAAGUUACAAUGCUCUAUUACCUUGAAUGUCCAUAUCAUACACAAAAUGUUAAAGUUCCCGACGCAAUAAAUUGGACUGCAACUUAUCGCCGUGAUAGUGAUAUAGUAGCACCUUACGAGAAGUGGCAGUAUUAUAACCCGAAAAUUCGUCAAAUAGAACAGGAUCGUAAUUAUGCAGCGAAUAAAACAAAGAAAGUUGCUUGGUUUGUAUCUAAUUGCGGGGCAAGGAACGGACGUCUACAGUUCGCACAUGAGUUACAAAAACAUAUAGAAGUUGAUAUAUACGGUGCCUGUGGAAACUAUAAGUGCUCUCGCAGCACCGCUGAUAAAUGUUUCGAAAUACUUGAUCAUGAAUAUAAAUUUUACCUCGCUUUUGAAAACUCUAAUUGUAAGGACUAUAUAACGGAAAAGUUUUUCGUUAACGCACUUAAUCGAAAUAUUCUGCCAAUUGUUAUGGGUGCAAGGCCUGAAGAUUAUGAAGUUAGUGCACCCUACCGUUCAUAUAUACAUGUAGAUGAAUUCAGUUCCGCUAAGGAGUUAGCGGAAUAUUUAAAUAUACUUGAUAAAGAUGAUGAAUUGUACAAUUCAUAUUUUAAAUGGAAAGGUACUGGUGAGUUUAUAAAUACAUAUUUUUGGUGUCGCGUUUGUGCGGCGCUGCACGAUGAGGAAUCAUUAAAAAUACCACAUUGGUAUUCAGAUGUAAAUGAUUGGUGGCGCGGUGCUGGGGUGUGUACCAGCAGUUCGUGGCGUAAUUUUAAGGCGCGUAAGGAUGUUAUUAGUGAUGAUUAGUGUGGAAAAAAAUUGUUGAUAGGACUAGUAAUUAAUGUAGACCUUGUUAUUACAAACAUAGAUAAGGCUUUAGAUGUGUUUUAUAGUAUAGAUCAUUUAACAAUAACAAAAUUACAUACAUUACUCAAGGGUAUUGCAAAAUGAUUAAAAUUUAUAAAUUUAAGAAUGUUACGAAUACUGUAAAAAAAAUGUUUAACAGGAUAUAUAAUGGUGUAAAUUGUUCCAUAAUAAUUUUCGGUACACAUAAAAUGUGAAAUACUUCUGCUUUCAUAACAUAUGUCAUGUGAAACACAUAUUGAAAUAUUUAAUUCUAAUUUAAUUUUCUUUAA
Molecule: messenger RNA, 1859 nt
Organism: Teleopsis dalmanni
Lineage: Eukaryota; Metazoa; Arthropoda; Insecta; Diptera; Diopsidae
Gene: FucTA
Product: glycoprotein 3-alpha-L-fucosyltransferase A
Exons: 5
Coding region: 37-1530 (497 amino acids)
Cellular component (GO): membrane
Molecular function (GO): alpha-(1->3)-fucosyltransferase activity
Source: RefSeq, a predicted model, not a curated record